This is a messenger RNA of Chelonoidis abingdonii (Abingdon island giant tortoise), 588 nucleotides long. NCBI's taxonomy places the organism in Eukaryota, Metazoa, Chordata, Testudines, Testudinidae. The record is from RefSeq and is a predicted model, not a curated record.
AUGCGGCUGGUAAGAUCAGGGCUGGAGGACAGGGCUACUCCUUCUCCCACGAAGCCAGGAGACCCUGGCCCCACAACCCAGAGGAGCACAGCAGUCAUUCCCUGGUGCCAGCCAGGCUGGUACCAGGACCAAGGGAGGUGCUACCUUUUCUCCUGGACUAACCAGACCUGGGAGGCAGCGAGAAACUCCUGCUUAGCCCAGAAUGCUGAUCUAGUGGUGAUCAACAACCAAACGGAGCAGAAUUACUUGGCUAUUAAAGCUCGUUCCAUUCGGCACUGGAUCGGCUUCACCGACCAAGAGUCUGAAGGCAUCUGGUGCUGGGUGGACAACACUUCUGCGGUAUUUACGAACUGGAACAAAGGGGAGCCCAAUAACUUGCUCAGGAAUGGAAUCGCUGACGAGGACUGCGCCCACCUGCUGGAGACUGGCCUGUGGAACGAUGAACCCUGUAGUAACUCUUACAGGUGGAUCUGUGAAAGGGCUGCCACUGUGUAAACAGCUCCCUCUUCCCCUGGCUGUGAACACAGGCUGAAAUUCAUCCUCCUGCUGCGAGGCCUGGGCACCAUUCAUGGCCUGCGCAUAAUCCUG